Messenger RNA from Amoebophrya sp. A120, 1656 nucleotides. The record is from the annotation of a GenBank genome assembly. NCBI's taxonomy places the organism in Eukaryota, Dinophyceae, Syndiniales, Amoebophryaceae.
CCAGAUCGUUGGAUCGCAAAUUGGAUGAUCACAUGGUCUAUUGAUACGGAAAAAGAAGCAGCAGCAGGAUUUGCCGCUCUAGAUCCAUUGAUCUUUCGCACAAUGAAUCGUCUUAUUGAGAACAAGUCCACCGCAAUAUCAUAGCAACGGGAGGAGCGGCAAGAAGAUGAAGUCCCCGAAGACGAGGACCACGAUGGAGCGCAGCGCCAGCUCCUCCUCCAUCAAACGGGAUAAAAGCAGAAGCACCAGCUCCCGCACCGCGUCAAAAGGGUCGAUAAAAGAGCCAGCGAACUACAAGAGAAAAUCGAGUAAGCUCACUCUCUUCCUUCGCUUUCUCGGUUUCCUCGCGUUAUUCGCUCUCGCCGCCUUCGUGUACGUCAGGUAUGGCGACGCACUUUCACUUCACGCACUGAAGAACAGCAAGGAGAAGAUCGAGGGCAUGAUAACGAGAAACCCGAUUCUCGGUCCCAUCGCGUAUGUCGGCUUCCAAUCCGCGUGCGUCGGAUUCAACCUGCCUGGUGCGACCUUUCUCGCGACGUGCGCCGGCUUGUUCUUCCCGCAACCGCUCGCCUCCGCCAUUGCCUACACGGGCUACAUGCUGGGCGCGAUGAUUUCCUUCAUUUCCUGGCGUUUGAUCCUUGGGGACAGCGUGCACAGCUUUUUGGAUACGAGUUCCACCAUGUUUAAGAAGAUGGAAAGGGAAAUCAAAAACGCGGACAACAUAAUCGACACGGUCGCCUCGCUUAUUUUCAUCCGCUACAUCGCGUUUUUCCCCUUCUGGUUCGUCAACGCCAGCCAAGCAGCCAUGGGCAUCUCCUUUUCCUAUUUCACACUCCUCACCGCGUUCUCGACCGUCCCGGGCGCGCUCCUCUACCCCAUGACGGGCCGGAUGCUGCGACAAACGUUGUCGGAGGUGACGGUAGAGACGAACACCUCGGAGUUUGUGCAGGCUCUCUUCAUCAAGGCAAUCUACGAGGACCCGGCGGCGCAGGCGACGUUCGGGCUGUUGGUGUUCUGCGCACUGUUGCCAGUACUGCUGCGAUUGCCGAAAUUGUUCUUGACAGCGGGGGAGGCAGUGAUGGCCGCGACCGAAGUGAAGCAGAGGACAAGAGGCAGGUCACCAACCACGAGACCAGCGACCAGCUCGGCUGAGUACUGUAUGUCUUUUCUCCACAUGCGUUUCUGUAUCUGUUUCUCGCAGAUGAAUUUCGCAAAUGCAAAUUUGUACAAGCGUGCGAAGAAAUCAAUUGUGCACUAGGUCACUGACAAAAAAAAAAAACAGGCGCAAGCGCGAACGGGUACUGAAGAAGGCACAAAGGGAACAACUUGCAGCAUCCAAGAAGAACUCGUGAAAAUGAAGAGCUGCAACAUCUUCGUGCGAGGGAGCAAGAAAGUAAAGUCAAAGACGAGUGCAAAUGAGUGAUCCGCCAGUGAACGCAUAAACAACACGGAGUCAAGUGAUGUAUGAUACGUCGUCUUGUCGGACGGGAUUGGGUAUGAAGCGCGCUUUACAAUAGUCUGGCGACAGGAAGAAGAAGCAACGUCUGCCGCUGCACGAUCAGCUUUUCCCGGUUUGCUGCGCGAAUUUUGAUCUUUUUUGCGUAUUGAAUUUCGUUUUUGUGUCUCUGCCUCUGCUCGAGUUUUUCCCUUUUUAAU